Messenger RNA from Neomonachus schauinslandi (Hawaiian monk seal), 2237 nucleotides. It is a transcript of the gene CTNS, whose product is annotated as cystinosin, lysosomal cystine transporter. Bases 130 to 1296 code for a protein of 388 amino acids. The transcript is spliced from 12 exons. NCBI's taxonomy places the organism in Eukaryota, Metazoa, Chordata, Mammalia, Carnivora, Phocidae. Gene Ontology annotation, biological process: L-cystine transport. Gene Ontology annotation, cellular component: lysosomal membrane. Gene Ontology annotation, molecular function: L-cystine transmembrane transporter activity. The record is from RefSeq and is a predicted model, not a curated record.
CGUUGUGUUCGCUCCCCGGAGCCUAGAGGAUCUCAGGUGAGCGUCGGCGCGGCCCCAACAGCCUCCCCCCAUUUACCCGGCGGACCCCGAGAGGGCUAAAGACUGGCAGUUUCUUUGAAAUUGAGGAACAUGAUAAGGAGUUGGCUGAUUAUUUUUAUCCUUCUUCCCCUGAAGCUCAUAGAGAAAUGUGAGUCGACAGUCGACUUCACUGUUCCUCCCACUGUGAAGCUGGAAAAUGGAAGCUCAGCCAACAUCAGCAUCACGCUUCAGCAUCCAUUAAAUGCAACCUUGGUGAUCACUUUUCAAAUCACAUUUCGUUCAAAAAAUGUUACUAUCCUUGAGCUCCCUGAUGAAAUUGUGGUGCCUCCCGGAGUGACAGAUUCCUCUUUUCAAGUGACAUCUCAAGAUGUUGGACAAGUUACUGUUUAUCUGCACGGAAAUCAUUCCAACCAGACCGGCCCGAGGAUCCACUUCUUGGUCAUCCACAGCAACGUCGUUAGCAUCAUAAACCAGGUGAUUGGCUGGAUUUACUUUGUGGCCUGGUCCAUCUCCUUCUACCCUCAGGUGAUCACCAACUGGAGGCGGAAAAGUGUCAUUGGCCUGAGCUUUGAUUUCGUGGCCCUGAACCUGACAGGCUUCGUGGCCUACAGCGUGUUCAACAUUGGUCUCCUCUGGGUACCCUACAUCAAGGAGCAGUUUUUCCUCACAUAUCCCAAUGGGGUGAACCCCGUGGACAGUAAUGAUGUCUUCUUCAGUCUGCACGCAGUCGCCCUCACCCUGGUUGUCAUGGUGCAGUGCUUCCUCUAUGAGCGAGGCAACCAGCAUGUGUCCUGGCCUGCCAUCAGCUUCCUGGUGCUCUCCUGGGUCUUCGUGCUCAUCACCAUGAUUUUGGCUGCAGUCGGGGUAAUCCCAUGGCUGCGAUUUCUCUUCUGCUUCUCCUACAUCAAGCUCGCAGUGACGCUGAUCAAGUAUUUUCCCCAGGCCUACAUGAACUUUUACUACAAAAGCACCGAGGGCUGGAGCAUUGGUAACGUGCUUCUGGACUUCACUGGGGGCAGCUUCAGCCUCCUCCAGAUGUUCCUCCAGUCCUACAACAAUGAGCAGUGGACACUGAUCUUUGGAGACCCAACCAAGUUUGGACUCGGCAUCUUCUCCAUCUUCUUCGAUAUUGUCUUCUUCAUUCAGCACUUCUGCUUAUACAGAAAGAAACCAGGGCUUCAGGCAGCACACACGGGUUCGGACAGCUGUCCCAGGCAGGAUUGGGUGCUGAACUUGGAGCCGAAGGCCUGGACCUAAGCAACCAGUGUUUCUGGGAGCAGCUUGAAGGACUGACCCCACAGUUGUGAGCCAAGGGUGCUUUGCUGCCACUGCUGUGUUCCCAGAGACCCAAGCAGCCAGGUGGUGUGGCCAGUGGACUCAGAGGUGCUGGUGCUGAUGCUGGUGGCAGAGGGGACAGGACUGAUUGGGGGUUAGGCCUUGGGGGAGGGGGUCCCUUCUCUGAAGGCCACAUGCUCUGAGCAUUCAUCUUCCUGACACUCAUUCUACAUAAUUCAACACCCACAACUGUAAUCACAGGUGGCCCAGGCUAGGGUCUGGUAAAGAAACUGGAUUUCUGAGCCUUGAGGUGCCCAACAGAUUGGUUCUGAGCUACGCUUACACCCAAACCCUCUGGAUCUUUAUCACACUACCCCCUUUUGGAUUUUUUGGAGGGAUGUUUUGGAAGUGAGUGGCUUAAUUUCUUCACCUUCUGCCUACCUCUACUUUCCCAGAGUCAGGGACCCUAUGUACCCCUUCAGCUGCUCCUUAUCUUGUGUCUGAGUAUAGGACACGUGUGCGCAUGCACACACACACACCAUUCUGUGCCUUAGAGGCCAUAAGACCUGCCAAAUGGUGAGAGUAGCUCCCCUGUAGGGGAGGGCUGGCCCCCUUCCUUCACUUACCCCAGACACCUUCCUGAGACUCACCAAUUUUUUGGCUAUUCAGGAGCCUCACCUAAGGACUUGAGACGACUUCACAUAGUCCUCAUGGGCCCAACCCUUAUUCCAAACCUCUUUCCCUCUUUUCCCAGGCAGCUAUCCUUCCUGUGGCAGGAAGGGAGGGUCCCAGGAUGUGCCUUGUCAGCUCACUCUCAGACUUUUUACUACGAGACUAAUGAGGUGCUUAUAUCCUUAAUUAAAACCUGAUUUGUUUCCUUUCUGCACACGGAGCAUUUUGCCAGAUGUGGGAGGACAGGUGUG